Candoia aspera is the source of this 1570-nucleotide messenger RNA. RefSeq lists its product as uncharacterized. The record is from RefSeq and is a predicted model, not a curated record. The coding region runs from base 278 to 1570 and encodes 430 amino acids. NCBI's taxonomy places the organism in Eukaryota, Metazoa, Chordata, Lepidosauria, Squamata, Candoiidae. The transcript has 4 exons.
GUCCCUUGGAAAUUCUCCACUUUCCUGCCUUUCCUCUUUCACCUUUUAGAUAGGUAGAUAUAUACACACAAUUAUUUAUGACUUUCUUUUCAGGAUAUUAAUUUUCCGAAAGCAGUUUAUGAGAAGAAAAAAUCCCAGCUGUUCUGUGACCCAUCCCACAGGACAGUUGAUAAUUGCCCUGGGAAGUUAGGGGAAAAGUCUAGCUGAGCAGUUUUCUGUGGCUGGUAGAUCUCAUCAUAAACCCAGCUGCAGCUUAUUUGCAGGAGCUACCUUAAGUAUGAAUCUUUGUGACAAGGGAGAAGGACAUGAACUGUCUGGUUUACCUUCAUUCCAUCAGCUGAAGGCACCCCUGUCAGAACAAAGCACUGAAGAAAAAUGCGUCAGGGUCAAACGCCGCCGAACGAGACGGGAACGCAACUACAUAAAAUUUGGCAGGAAGGCUACUGGCAGAAUUCCAGAACAAAGACCCAACUGUAGGGGCCUACAGAAGAUGCUGCCCCCUUUCUGGAGCUCCCAGCUUAGCAACUGUGCUAAAUCAACUCCCAUCAAAGGGGCCCAUCUUGCAAAACCUGUGAUCAUAACCCAGAACAGACUCACACAGCAUCUGGGCAUCUUUAACAGAGAGGUGAAAUCUGCUGAUAUUGAGAGACUAUUGAGUCCCAGGGCUGAGCACGAUGUAAUGGAGGUAACUCCAAUACAGAGAGCCAGUGGAGGGCUUUGGGGAGAAGAAAUACAGUCCUGUAGCUCUCUUGAUACAAACCAGAAAUCUAUUCCUAGAGAGCAGGCUGAAUGCACUUUAAAGGAUUCAAGCACAGUGCAUGAGGAUUCUCAUUUUACUGUAAUGCCAGCUGCCCCUGUAUCAGUCAGAGAACAUCAUCCUCUAGCUGCUCUGCAGGAAGGGGAUGCAGGCUACAGACCUUCAUCGGCACCUGCAGCUGUGACGUUUGAUCAACCGGCUAUAGAGGCUGAAGCUUUCCAAAGCAAUACCACAGUGACUCUGAAUGACAAGGAAAAUGUACCCCCAGUCCCUGAAGAAGGAGUUGAGUUGAGGAAAAAUAAGUAUCUGGUAAGGGAACUUGCUCAGGACUUAGAAAAACUCUUGGACCUCAAGGCAAUAUUCCCUGGGCGUGAUUUAAUCAAUGAAAUGCGCCAGACUGUUAUCAAUGCCCUGUUGCAGCAAAAUAAAACCUUACCAGAUUUUUCUGCUUUGACAUUACUCAGGAAAGAAGCAGAUAGUUUUAACAUGGAUGCCUUCCAUGCAGAUUUCAAGAACCCAGAUAACAGAGGCCAGAAAAAGUGGCAUUUGGAGCUGAAAUCUAGCAACUGCAGCAGCAGGAACUCCGAGCAGAGUGUUUCUCUGAAAAAGCAAAGAGAACAAGAACAAUGUUUCCUCACCUGCUUCUCUCACGGUCCUAUGGGAAACCGAGGCUGUACUGCCAGAAAGUCUCUGCAGAACAAGGGAGAAGCUCACACAAUUACCAGUUUUGGGGGCUGGCUGAGGCCUCUGAAAAAGCGCAAGGCACUACAGAAAAAGGAUCUUCCAGGCCUGGAAGCCAGGUUUGCGAUCUAG